CAUGGAGCCUGUGUGAAUCUCUCCUUGCUGUUCUCUCUCUUUCUCUCUCCUUCUCGCCAAGGAGAAACGAAGAAUGUCCAAAUCCUUUGCGAAUCCCACCAGAAGAGCCGAAGACGUCCUAGACGAGAUCCACUCCGACCUGCUCGAGUGUAAAGUGUGUUUCGAACCGUUUUCCUCUGACCCCAGAGCCCGGAGGCCGCGCAACCUCCCCUGUGGUCACGUGAUCUGUCUGGGGUGCGUCUGCUCCCUGUCUCACUCCGUGUCACGCCGCCUCGAGUGCCCGUUCUGCAGGAAGCAAUGCGAUCAAGGUGGCACCUACGAAUGCCAGGUCCUCGUCGACCUUCAGGAGAUGAUCAGGUCGUAUUUCCCACAUAAAACCCCCCGAGAUCUGGAUGGAGAUCCGGGGUCAGGGGUCAUGCACCUGCGCUGCGCCUUCGGAGGGUGGGGUCCGCUCAUCAACCCGACCGGGGUGGCGGUGCACGGAGAAUCGCAGGAUGUCGUGGUGGCGCACGGGGGGCAUGAGAGAGUGACCGUGCUCGGGUCUCGUGGUCAGUACGUGCGCAGCUUUGGGCGCCACGGUCACAAAAACUUCGAAAUCUGCCAUCCUUUAGAUGUUGCCGUGACUCCCGGCGGCCAUGUCAUCGUAACAGAUGCAGGAGAUCGCUCGGUCAAGGUGUUCUCGUCGACAGGAAGUCCCGUGGUCACGGUCUCGGACCUGUUCCAGCUUCCAUGGGGCGUCGACGUGGACCUCUCGGGGAACAUCCUAGUGACGGACGCCGAAGCUGGAACCCUUUGGCAGAUCGACAUGGACUUCGAACGUGGCUUGGUUUCGCAAAAGAAGAAGACGGUGGAAGAUCUUACGACUCCGCGAGCUGUCGCUUGCUGCAGAGCGUCUGGACGCGUCGCCGUGGUGGAACAUCUCCAAAAUCGAGAAAGUCCCAUUGGAGGCUCCAGGUGGACGCGGGUGAAGGUGUUCAGCAGAGAUUACGUCGCCCUUGAGCAGCUGGACGGGUUCAGUUUGCACCCGAUGAGUCUGAGCAUCUCGUCCGUAAGCUUUAACAGAAACGGUGAUUUGAUCGUAGCUGAUGUGCAGCAGGGAAGCGUGUGGAGUUUGAGAGACGUCCAUAAAGCAGCAGAGGUAACUCCGCUCGUCAGGGAGGGACUGGUGCGUCCCGUGGGACUGGCGGUGACCAACGAAGACGCGCUGAUCGUCCUGGAUGCCGGAGAUCACACCGUGAAGACGUACGCGCCUGAAACUGAGGACUUGUACAGCGAUAAAUAAUAGAAAUGUAUAAUUAUAAUGUCACAAUGAUUUAGAAACA
Molecule: messenger RNA, 1322 nt
Organism: Clarias gariepinus (North African catfish)
Lineage: Eukaryota; Metazoa; Chordata; Actinopteri; Siluriformes; Clariidae
Product: E3 ubiquitin-protein ligase NHLRC1-like
Exons: 1
Coding region: 74-1282 (402 amino acids)
Biological process (GO): negative regulation of translation; proteasome-mediated ubiquitin-dependent protein catabolic process; protein polyubiquitination
Molecular function (GO): protein binding; translation repressor activity; ubiquitin protein ligase activity
Source: RefSeq, a predicted model, not a curated record